AUGACCUCUGAUUCUGAAGCCCCUGCUUUGCCGGCUAGUGAAGAAGCUCAGUCCCCAACUCAACCCCAAAAGUCAUCUCCGAAGCAAGAAUUUACGGGCCACGAGGAUUAUGUUUGGGCUUUUGUCUUCUUGCAUGACAACGUCCACAUCGUGAGUGGUUCGUGGGAUGGCACAAUGCGCAAGUGGGACUGCGACACAGGACUUCUUGUCGGGCAACCGUGGACAGGCCAGGGGGGUUGCAUACAUGCACUGGCACUUUCGCCGGAUGGAAAGACAGUUGCGUGUGGGAGGAUGGAUGGGACCGUUCAGCGGUGGAACACAGACAGUGGAAAGAUGAUUGAAGACGUUUGGACAGGUCAUAGCCGAGAAGUAAGGUCACUGUCGUGGUCACCCAACGGAGACCACAUUGCGAGCAGGUUCCAGAGAUGGGACAAUCCUAAUCCGAAAACUAGACAGCGGACAAACGGAGGCGACAGAAUCGCAUCAGGCGGGUUGAACGAGACGAUCUGCAUUUGGGAUACAAAAACAGGCGAGCUCGUUGUCGGCCCCAUCGAGGAACUGGGGGCCAGUGUGACAUCCUUGUUGUGGUCGGAAAGCAGAAAAGUUUAUGCCGCCUCAGACAAAUUUGUGCGUGUUUUCGACAGUAUCUCAGGCAUUGAACUUCAUCGCUUUGAGCACAAUGAUUUGGUGAAUUCUAUCGCGCUUUCACCUAAACACAAUGUACUGGCCUGCGUGGGCCAGCCAGGUGUUGCACAACUAUGGGACACAGUGUCCCAUGAACCAUUGCUCCGUCAGCCAUUCAUGGACCGCCAAACUCUUCGCUGCAUAUCAUUCUCUCAAGAUGGGAGAUACCUAGCCAACAGCGGACUUGAAAAGAAACUCACCUUGUGGGUGGUGAGAGAUCUGGUUCCCGAGCUUUCAAAAACUCGACCUCAGUCACCAACACCGUCUUGCCUUGAUGUCGAUGCUACAAAUCCUCAAUCAGGGAGCGAUGUGUUCACCGAUUGGGACCAAGAUGAUUCAUACAGUGAUUACUGUCAGACUUACCAGCCCCAUCAUCCUUCGGCACCAUCUUCGGGACUUCCUCGUCGCUCCCGGAACCAAAAUCUCUCCCCCACUCAGCGCUUCUGGAAUACUAUCGCCGUCCCUUCUCGACGCCACUCGCCAGCAAAUGAGUCCACCGCUCUGCAACCACGUCCCAAGCACAGUUUCUUCGCGCAGUAUACUGGCCCACAGCCCGUAACAGUCUCAGCCGGAAGAAAAAAGAGUAGGAUUCACGUAGGGCGUUCCCCUGUGAAGGGUCAUACUCAGACUGGUCAGUCAUCCUUGACGACCACUCAGCCUGUAGCCCAGCCACUUCCAACGCCACAGCCUCAGGUACAGACGACAACACAACAACAUGCCCUAGAAGAAGACUACAGUUGUUGGAGCAAAUUUUGCCUCGCAUUCUGGUGCAUCCGCCGCACUCGUCGUGUUGUCCCCACUGCUGCAUAG
Suillus bovinus is the source of this 1494-nucleotide messenger RNA. RefSeq names its product WD40-repeat-containing domain protein. The transcript has 6 exons. NCBI's taxonomy places the organism in Eukaryota, Fungi, Basidiomycota, Agaricomycetes, Boletales, Suillaceae. The record is from RefSeq and is a predicted model, not a curated record. Bases 1 to 1494 code for a protein of 497 amino acids. Gene Ontology annotation, molecular function: protein binding.